AUGUCUGGCAACUCGAUCCCAAAUUUGCUAUCUCUUAGGGGGCCAAGAGGCGGUCGAGGCGGUCGUGGACGCGGAAGAGGUGGCCGUGGCGAUGGGCCUUCCUCUGCUGGCCCUACUCACGAUCAGACGAUCCAGGGCACCGACGAUGAUGCCGCCGGCUCACGUCUGAGUGCCAUCAACGUUGGGUACCUCAACGAUCCGUAUGCGCAGUUUUUUGUUGAUGGCAUGGCCGGUCCCCUGCCCAGGAGGCUUCCCAUUAUCAACCGAGGCACUUACACGAGAACCGUUGCUCUCGACACUCUCAUCGACAGCUUCCUGUCACAAGCUGAAGAUGCAGGCGCUAGGCCCAACCACAAGCAAAUCAUCUCUCUUGGUGCCGGUACUGACACCCGUCCAUUUCGGUUAUUUCCCAGAACCAACCGACCCGGACUAGUCUAUCAUGAGCUCGACUUUCCGGUUACGGUCCGGAAGAAGGCUCGCAUAGUUCAGGGCGUCCCACCUCUGCGUCACAUCCUUGGGGAUCCAUUGGCUGACGAAGAUGGCUCAUGGUACUCUCGGCCGUCUGAAUCAGACAGCUACUAUUGCCAUGCUCGCGAUCUCCGAGAGCUCGUGCAGGGGGGCACUUCAACGCUCAAGGGGCUUCGAACGGAUAUUCCGACGCUUCUUAUCUCGGAAUGCUGUCUAUGUUAUCUUGAGACGUCCACAACCAAAGACCUAGUGGCGUGGUUUGAGCAAAAGAUUCCCAAUCUCGCCAUUAUCAUCUACGAGCCCGUCAAGCCCGACGACCCAUUUGGCAAGAUGAUGACGUCCAAUCUGGCGGCAAGAAGGAUUCGAAUGCCAACUCUAGAAAGUUACAAACUUCCCCAAGACCAGGAACAACGUCUUCGAGAUGCUGGUUUCGAGCACGUAAAUGCAUUGACGGUCGAGCGUAUCUGGGAACGCUGGGUGCCGUCCGAGGAGAAGGAGAGAGUUGACCGACUGGAGGGACUCGAUGAAGUGGAGGAAUGGAAGCUGCUUGCCGACCACUACAUCGUGGCGUGGGGGUGGAGAGGUUCAGGAUUUGAGCUGUUUGAUGCUACUAGACAAUAG
This is a messenger RNA of Colletotrichum truncatum, 1089 nucleotides long. Its product is annotated as leucine carboxyl methyltransferase superfamily. NCBI's taxonomy places the organism in Eukaryota, Fungi, Ascomycota, Sordariomycetes, Glomerellales, Glomerellaceae. The record is from RefSeq and is a predicted model, not a curated record. Gene Ontology annotation, molecular function: protein C-terminal leucine carboxyl O-methyltransferase activity. Gene Ontology annotation, biological process: C-terminal protein methylation.